AGUUGUUUAAGUGUUAUUAACUAAUAUAGGAAUUCAAAAUAAAAGAACUUUUGAAAUUAUUUACAUGAGUUGUACGUUUAUUCAACCCUUAUUGAUGACAAUAAUAUUGUCGUUUUCGUUCAGUCGACACGCCUGUACAUAUUUCGUAUAGUUAUUUGUAUUAAGUCAGCGUUAUUGUUAUUGUUUUUCGAAUUUCAGCAUAUUAGAUGUUAUCCUAGCAGAUGGAAAUGCCGUCUUACUGACGUUGAUUAUUUAAAUUGUUUUUUAAAAAACAUUUAUAGAACCGGAAAUCAUGAAAACUGCUCUGAUGGUAGCGGAAAAGCCAUCUUUGGCAUCUUCUCUAGCAAAUAUAUUAAGCAAUGGGCAUAGUAGUUCAAGAAAAAGUAACUACAUUUUUAUACAUUAAAUAUUCAUAAAUUGGAUUAUAGAUAUCACUCAACGCAGUAUUAUACAUUCAUCUAAUUAUAUUGUAUUUAUACAUAAAAUGAUUUUAAAAAUGUCGCUCUAUAACUAAUUAAUAAUUAUAAAAUAUUCAAUGGACAAUUUGAAAUUUGUAUUUUAUUAUUUUUAGAAUCUAUAUGGGAGCACCUAACACCAAUUAAUAUAUAUUAUUUUUCCAUUUUGUUAUCUACAUUGAAUUUUAUUUUGAAAUAUUUUUAUUUGAUAGGUAUUCUUUUAUAUUUCAGUCAAUGGUCAGCCAUUUAAAUAUCACCCAACAGUUUUAAAGUUGGCUCUACAAAUAUGAGACGUUAUAUGUAUAGUUUUUAUGUUCUUAUGUAUAAUGAAUAACUAUCUUAUUUUUUUAUUUCGUUUUGAUAUUAUAAUCUUAUUAGAGUGAUAAUUUUCCAAAUUAUGAAUUUAAAUGUAAACUACAGGUUUACAGUGUAUUUAUAUAAUAUUGGCAAAAUAUUUUAUAUAUUUAACCAAAAGUCAGUGUAGAAAUGUUAGAUAAUCUCACAGGAAAUCUGUGGUAAUCAUUGGGAAAAUUGUGGUUUUCUGGUAUCUGGUGUAUAAACUAGUGAUUUGUGAUUUUUUCUUUGUAUUUGAUUAUAAUUCAUUGAUUGGUUUAACAUAAAUUACUUUUUUGUAGGUAUUUAGUUAACUUUAAAUAAGUAUUAGGGACUUAAAUAUUAUAUAAGAUAAGUAUUUGUAGGUAUAUGUUAUGAUAUAUUAUGUUAUAUUUAUAAUAGGUAUGAAUUCUGCAUGUCCUGUGCAUGAAUGGUCAGGGACAUUUUUUGGCGAAUCAGUUAUUUUUAAAAUGACUUCUGUUUGUGGACAUGUAAUGACGUUAGAUUUCAACAGUAAAUUCAACAACUGGGAUAAAGUUGAUCCAGUAAUCCAAAUUUAUAUUAUGCUUAAAUAAAAUUAGAAAUUUAUUGAACAUUGUUAAAUUAAAUUUACAAACAGGAAGAGCUUUUCUCUUGUCCAACUGAAAAGAAAGAAGCAACUCCUAAGUUGCGUAUUCCAGCUAUGUUGGCAUCUGAGGCUCGUGGAGUAGACUAUUUAGUAUUAUGGUUAGAUUGUGACAAAGAAGGUGAAAAUAUUUGUUUUGAAGUCAUUGAUGCUGUUAAAAGUUCUAUGAAACGUUCUGGUGAAAUGAAUGUAAGUACAUACUAGUUUAUUAAUUAUCAUAAAAUGUUGAUAUUGUACACUCAAGUGUAUAGAUAAUAUAUUACUAAUUAAUACACCCUCAUUUUUAACAAGUAAUUUAUUUUAACUACAAAUAGGUUUCUUAUUAAAAUGGAUUUUAAUACUUUUAUUAAUUUUACAUUAAAUUGUUUUUUACAAUAUAUAACCUAUUGUAUAAUACAUAGAUAAAUAUACCCAUUGCAAUAUCUUGGAAAAUAUUUAUUUAUUUUUUUGAAAAUUUAAAAAAUAAGCAAUUUUAAAAUGUUUUAUUUGUUGUCAACUUUUUUUUUUUUUUGGUAUGAAAUGACUACCUACUUUUGAUUUUCAAAUGACAAAACAUUUUAAAAAUCCAUAGAUGUAUAGAAUAUUAGUUUAAAUUUUUGAUUUCCUUUCACUGUUUACGAGAUAUUUCACUUUUUAGUUUGAAUGGGGGAGAGAACAGGUGGAACUCUUCCCCGACCUAAACUUAAAAGUGAAAUACCUUGUCAAUGAGUUGAUGGAAAUCAAUAAUUUCAACGCUAUAAUUUAUUUUAGCUAUUACUCCAUCUAUUUAUAUUUUUUUUUAUUAUAGAUUGCUAUUUGAAAAUCAAACAAAGGUUGUGGUUUUACUCCAAAAAUGAGGGUGACACAAAAUAACAUAAACGUAAAAUUGUAGAGCUAUUUAUUAAUUAAAUGUUCUUUAGAACAAAUUCCAAAAAUAAAUAAUAAAUAGAUCACUUAAUACUUAACCAUAUUUAUUUACAUUGUUUGUAGAGAAUUUGGAGAGCAAAAUUUUCAGCCAUUACAGCAAAAGAUAUUAAAGGAGCUAUGGAUAGAUUAGAUUAUCCUAAUCGUAACGAGGCCAUGAGUGUUGAUGCCAGACAAGAACUUGAUCUUCGUAUUGGUUGUUCAUUUACUCGUUUUCAAACUAAAUAUUUUCAAGUAAUUUUACUAUUUUGUAUUAGGUAGUAUUGAUAUUUAAUAAAUAUUUGAUUAAAUAUAGGGAAAAUAUGGUGAUUUGGAUUCAUCUUUAAUAUCUUAUGGACCAUGUCAAACACCAACACUAGGCUUUUGUGUUCAACGGCAUGAUGAAAUUCGUAGGUUUAAACCCGAGCCAUAUUGGGUUAUACAAGUAAGUAAAAUAUAAUAAAUAGUAAUUGCACAAAUAAAUACAUAUACAUUUUUAUAUACGUUUAUGUAGGUUACCAUUCAAUCAAAGGAUGGGCAAGAUGUAGUUCUUAAUUGGGAAAAAGGUCGUUGUUUUGAUCGUGAUGCUUCCAAUAGUUUACUUCAAGCCUUAAAAAAACAACAAGUAGCAACGUAAAUAAAUUAAAAUAUAAAAUAAUUUUAUUAAAUGUCAGAUUUGUUAAAUAAUAUUAUUUUUUAGUGUUAUCUCAAUAACUCAACAAGAGAAGGUAAAGCAACGUCCUUUGGCUUUAAAUUCUGUAGAGCUUAUGCGAGCCGCAAGUACUGGAUUGGGAAUGGGUCCCCAUCAUGCUAUGCAAUUAGCUGAGCGGCUUUAUACUCAAGGUUACAUUAGCUAUCCAAGAACAGAAACUUCUCAUUAUUCAGAUAAUUUUGAUAUGGUGUAAGAAUACAAUAUACCACAUUAAUAAAUUAAUUUUAUGUAUAUCAAAUUUUUAAUUGUGUACAAUUAUUUAUUAUACGUUUUAGUGGAGCAAUGAAAAAUUUACAGAAAAGUUCUGAAUGGGGUCAAGAUAUACGUCAAGUACUUAAUAAUGGUUUAACUAGACCGAGAAAUGGUAAAGACUGUGGUGAUCAUCCUCCAAUUACACCUACUAUGUUAGCAUCUCGCAAUGAACUAGAUGGAGACUCAUGGAAACUUUAUGACUUUAUUGUACGACAUUUUGUUGCUACAAUAUCAAAAGAUUGCAGAUAUUAUUCUAAAACAGUCUCCUUUAAAAUUGGUACAGAAACUUUUACAUAUAACUGGCGAACAUUAAUUGAUGCUGGAUUUACUGCCAUUACUCCAUGGAAGGCUUUGCCUAAAAAUGAACUGGCUGUCAAUUUUGAACGUGAUGAAAAACUUAAUAUUAAAGAUGUAAUUUAAAUGUAUUAAAAUAAAUAGUAGUUAGUAAUUAUGUGUUUGGUAGACAUUUGUUGUUUAAUGAUUUAAUAUUAUAUAGGCUAGACUUACUGAUCACUUGACGAGUCCUCCAGGUUAUCUUACAGAGUCUGAAUUAAUAUCGAUGAUGGAAAAACAUGGGAUUGGAACAGAUGCUUCUAUUCCUGUUCAUAUAAAUAAUAUAUCCCAGCGAAAUUAUGUAACUGUUGCACCUGGACGUAGACUCGUACCAACUAAUUUGGGUAUAGUUUUAGUGCAUGGAUAUCAAAAGGUUUGCAUAACAAUUAAAUUAAGUUUUUAUUUAAGAUAGUUUAAAUUAAGUUUACUACUAAAGAUAGUAUACAAACCUUUUCAAUUAUUAUCUGAAUGCAAUAAUAUUUAUGUGAAAAAAUAAAAAUAAUUAAUAUAUUCAACAAUUAUAGUUAGGUAAUAAAAUGUGAAUUGAACUUAGAUGAUACUUAAAGGAAGUAAUCUUUAGAAUUACAUAGGAAAUUAAAAGAAACAGAAAAUUCAUAAAAAAAAAAAAAAAAAAUACUAGCAUUUAUAUUUUAAUCCAAAGCUUCUGUGAAUUACAACUUUAUUAUACUGGUUUAUUUAGAUUGAUAAACAAUUGGUUGAACCUACAAUGCGUUCUACAAUUGAAGAUCAGUUGAAUCUAAUAGCUAAAGGUGAAGCUAAUUAUGAUCGUGUUCUUAGACAAACUAUCGAAGCUUUUCGACAAAAAUAUUUGUAUUUUGUUAAAUCGAUUGAAUCGAUGGAUUCUCUAUUUGAAGUUUCAUUUACUACUUUAGCUGCUACUGGAAAGGCACUUUCAAGGUAAUUUUAAAUUAUAAUACAUAAAUUCAUAUUUUAUUUGACAGGUGUUUUAACUUAAAAUUAAAAUACAUUUGUAUAUUAUUUAAAAUAGUUUUUUCGAAAAAAAUAUUAAUAGUUUUUUUCUUUUAUUCUGUUUUAAUAGAUUAAUUUUAAUUGCAGGUUUUAGUAGUAAUUAUAUAUCCAUUUUUAAUUCUUUUUAUACAGAUGUGGAAAAUGUCGACGUUACAUGAAACUUAUUAUAGCAAAACCAUCCCGUUUGCAUUGUUCACAUUGUGAUGAAACCUAUAAUUUGCCUCAAAAUGGAAACAUCAGAAUUUAUAAAGUAAAUUUGUAUCAUUAGUUUUGUUGAUGAAAAAAAAAUGUUUGAUGUAUUUUUUUUAGGAAUUAAAAUGCCCGUUGGAUGACUUUGAGUUGGUAACUUGGUCAACUGGAAAUAAAGGCCGAAGUUAUCCAUUAUGUCCUUAUUGUUAUAAUCAGCCAGCCUUUAGAGAUAUGAAAAAACAUAGUGGUUGUAAUCUAUGUCUUCAUCCUACUUGCCCACAAGGAUUUUAUGUUAAUGGAAUUGCUAGUUGUUUGCAAUGUGAUAGUGGAGUAUUAGUCUUAGAUCCUUCAUCUGGGCCUAAAUGGAAAGUUGGUUGUAACAAAUGUGAUGUAAUAUUCCAUUUGUUUGAAGACGCACAUAAAAUUACUGUUGAAGAAAGUAAAGAAUGUGAUUGUGGAGCACAGUUAUUAAAAAUAGAAUACAAAGAGGUAUUUAAAAUACAUAAUUGAUAUUUUCUAAAUUAAUUAGUAAAUUAUAACUUUAAUUUUAUAUGUAUAUAUAUAUAUAUACUGUAGGAACGUACUCGACUACCCCGUGAUCUUAUUGAAAUGACUGGUUGUUUAUUUUGCUGUGAUGAGUUUGGAUAUUUAGUUGAGAAAUUCAGGGCUCAAGCGUCUAAACCAGUAUUCAACAAUCGUCAGGGCCGUGGAAAAGCAAAACAUAAGGGUAAAGGUAAACCAAAACCUCCUAAAGAUAAAAUGGCACAAUUGGCAUCUUAUUUUGUAUAAAAAACAAAAGAAAAAAAACAUCAUCCAAAUAUUAUCAAUUAUAAAAAUAAAUACAUUUUCAUAUGUUAAGUAUCUGAUAAUACCUACUGUACUUACUUAUAAUAUGUUACUAAUUAUGAUUAACUUUUCUUUAUAACUUAACUUUAAGUCAUUAUGCUGAAUCUCAAAUAUAUAUUUCUGAAUAUUAUUGCCAUUAAACGUGCAAUAAAUAUUAUAUUUCAAAAAAUAGCAACUUAAUAUUAUUUAAGGAGAGAAAUAAAUUAUGUAUGAAUAUAAAUAGUACACAAAAAUCAUACAAUCAUUAUACAUUUAUUUUGAAUUAAUAAAUCCUUGAUUUUGCUUGAAACAAUAGUUUUUUUUUACUUUUUAAUACUAAUAAAUAUUUUAUAAUUAUUAAUAUAAAAACUAAAUAUACUUAUUUUUCUAAUAAAUUAUUUAAAAUUUAACCUAGUAUUCUCACAGUAUUUAUAUUUAAUGAAAAUAUAACUAUUCAUCACUUUUUAUUUUCUUUAUAUAUUAUAUACAUAAUACACAAAUAAUAUGAUAAAAUAUUCAAAUAGUAACACUUA
Cinara cedri is the source of this 6129-nucleotide messenger RNA. NCBI's taxonomy places the organism in Eukaryota, Metazoa, Arthropoda, Insecta, Hemiptera, Aphididae. The record is from the annotation of a GenBank genome assembly.